Molecule: messenger RNA, 3688 nt
Organism: Camelus dromedarius (Arabian camel)
Lineage: Eukaryota; Metazoa; Chordata; Mammalia; Artiodactyla; Camelidae
Gene: HCN1
Product: hyperpolarization activated cyclic nucleotide gated potassium channel 1
Exons: 8
Coding region: 9-2642 (877 amino acids)
Biological process (GO): sodium ion transmembrane transport; regulation of membrane depolarization; potassium ion transmembrane transport
Cellular component (GO): HCN channel complex; axon; membrane
Molecular function (GO): voltage-gated potassium channel activity
Source: RefSeq, a predicted model, not a curated record
CUCCGGGCAUGGAAGGAGGCGGCAAGCUGAACUCGUCCAACAGCCGGGACGAUGGUAACAGCGUCUUCCCCUCCAAGGCGCCCGCGACGGGCGGGGGGCCGGCCGCGGCCGAGAAGCGCCUGGGCACCCCGCCGGGGAGCGGCGGGGCCGGAGCGAAGGAGCACGGCAACUCCGUGUGCUUCAAGGUGGACGGAGGCGGCGGCGGCGGCGGCGGCGGCGGCGAGGACCCGGCCGGGGGCUUCGAGGACGCCGAGGGGCCCCGGCGGCAGUACGGCUUCAUGCAGCGGCAGUUCACCUCCAUGCUGCAGCCCGGGGUCAACAAAUUCUCCCUCCGCAUGUUUGGGAGCCAGAAGGCGGUAGAGAAGGAGCAGGAAAGGGUUAAAACUGCAGGCUUCUGGAUUAUCCACCCUUACAGUGAUUUCAGGUUUUAUUGGGAUUUAAUAAUGCUUAUAAUGAUGGUUGGAAAUCUGGUCAUCAUACCAGUUGGAAUCACAUUCUUUACAGAACAGACAACAACACCAUGGAUUAUUUUCAAUGUGGCUUCAGAUACAGUUUUCCUUUUGGACUUGAUCAUGAAUUUCAGGACUGGGACUGUCAAUGAAGACAGUUCUGAAAUCAUCCUGGACCCUAAAGUGAUCAAGAUGAAUUACUUAAAAAGCUGGUUUGUGGUUGACUUCAUCUCAUCAAUCCCAGUGGAUUAUAUCUUUCUCAUUGUGGAAAAAGGAAUGGAUUCAGAAGUUUACAAGACAGCCAGGGCGCUCCGCAUUGUGAGGUUUACAAAAAUUCUCAGUCUCUUGCGUUUAUUACGACUUUCAAGGUUAAUUAGAUACAUACAUCAGUGGGAAGAGAUUUUCCACAUGACAUAUGACCUGGCCAGCGCCGUGGUGAGAAUAUUCAACCUCAUCGGCAUGAUGCUGCUGCUGUGUCACUGGGACGGCUGUCUCCAGUUCCUGGUACCACUGCUGCAGGACUUCCCACCGGAUUGCUGGGUGUCUCUCAACAACAUGGUUAAUGAUUCGUGGGGAAAGCAGUAUUCGUACGCACUCUUCAAAGCGAUGAGUCACAUGCUGUGCAUCGGGUAUGGAGCCCAGGCCCCGGUGAGCAUGUCUGAUCUCUGGAUCACCAUGCUGAGCAUGAUAGUGGGGGCCACCUGCUACGCCAUGUUCGUUGGCCAUGCCACCGCUCUAAUUCAGUCUCUGGAUUCCUCAAGGCGGCAAUAUCAAGAGAAGUAUAAGCAAGUGGAGCAAUACAUGUCAUUCCAUAAGUUACCAGCUGAUAUGCGUCAGAAGAUACAUGAUUACUAUGAACACAGAUACCAAGGCAAAAUCUUUGAUGAGGAAAAUAUUCUCAGUGAACUCAAUGAUCCUCUGAGAGAGGAGAUAGUCAACUUCAACUGUCGGAAACUAGUGGCUACAAUGCCUCUUUUUGCUAAUGCGGAUCCUAAUUUUGUGACUGCCAUGCUGAGCAAGUUGAGAUUUGAGGUGUUUCAACCUGGAGAUUAUAUCAUACGAGAAGGAGCGGUGGGUAAAAAAAUGUAUUUCAUUCAACAUGGUGUUGCUGGUGUCAUCACAAAAUCCAGUAAAGAAAUGAAGCUGACAGAUGGCUCUUACUUUGGAGAGAUUUGCCUGCUGACCAAGGGACGCCGCACUGCCAGUGUCCGAGCCGACACAUAUUGUCGUCUGUAUUCUCUUUCCGUGGACAAUUUCAAUGAGGUCCUGGAGGAAUAUCCAAUGAUGAGAAGAGCCUUUGAGACGGUUGCCAUUGACCGACUAGAUCGGAUAGGAAAGAAAAAUUCAAUUCUUCUGCAAAAGUUCCAGAAGGAUCUGAACACUGGUGUUUUCAACAACCAGGAGAACGAGAUCCUGAAGCAGAUUGUGAAACACGACCGGGAGAUGGUGCAGGCGAUCGCUCCCCUCAGUUAUCCCCAGAUGACGGCCCUGAAUUCCACAUCUUCGACGGCCACUCCGACGUCCCGCGUGAGGACACAGUCUCCGCCGGUGUACACCGCCCCCAGCCUGUCGCACAGCAACCUGCACUCCCCCAGCCCCAGCACGCAGACCCCGCAGCCGUCGGCCAUCCUCUCGCCCUGCUCCUACACCACUGCGGUCUGCAGCCCUCCCGUCCAGAGCCCGCUGGCCUCUCGAACUUUCCACUACGCCUCCCCCACGGCUUCCCAGCUGUCACUCAUUCAGCAGCAGCCCGUCCAGCAGUCCCAGCCGCCGCCGCCCCAGCCGCCGCCCCACCAGCCACAGACAUCCGGCAGCUCGACGCCGAAAAACGAAGUGCACAAGAGCACGCAGGCGCUUCACAACCCCAGCCUGACCCGCGAAGUCAGGCCCCUCUCGGCCUCGCAGCCCUCGCUGCCCCAUGAGGUUUCCACCAUGAUUUCCAGACCGCAUCCCACUGUGGGCGAGUCCCUGGCCUCCAUCCCUCAGCCCGUGACUGCGGUGCAGGCAGCCGGCCGGGGCACUGUCCCCCAGAGAGUCACCCUGUUCCGACAGAUGUCGUCGGGAGCCAUCCCCCCCAACCGAGGAGUCCCCCCGGCACCCCCUCCACCAGCAGCGGCUCAUCAGAGAGAGUCAUCCUCAGUCUUAAGUACAGACCCAGAGGCAGAAAAGCCACGAUUUGCUUCAAAUUUAUGAUCCCUGCUGAUUGUCAAAGCAGAAAGAAAUACUCUAAUAAACUGAGAAUAUGCUCAGACCUUAUUUUAUUCUAUCUCCUGAUAGAUCCCUAUAGCCUACUAUGAAGAGAUAUUUUAGACAGCUCUGGCCUACAUGCAAAAUGUAAAAUAUAUAUAUAUAUAUACAUAUACUAUUAAAUCUAUACCUAAAAGUCUCAAGAGAAGUUCAACAGACUUGUUUAGCAUUCAGUGUUAUAUGUCUUCCUUUCUUUAAAUCAUUAAAGGAUUUAAAAUGUUGUUGUAAGAUUAUUUAUUUUUAACCUACUUUUACUUAAUUCCUUUGAUAUAUGUAUUUCUCUAUUUUAUGAAGAGUUCUUGAAUUCAAUGGAAACAAACCUCUGGUUUUAAAAAGGCAACUCAAGUGAGCUACUGAAUAGCACCAAUCAAAACUUAUCUCAUUAGCUGUCUCUGCAUCUAAAUUGUUAGUUAUUAAUUAUGGAGGAUUCAAGAGCAAAUCCCAUUUUAUAGCUCUAAAUUGUUUUUUGGUGCUUUCAAUUUUGAAUUAGGUUAAAGAUCACACCUUAUGCUUGGCCGUGGUAGGGGACUAGCAUUGCCACCGCUAUGACUUUCUCUAACCUCAAAUACGUCCACGAUCUUUUAGAGAGCCGAGGGGAUAUUUCUUUUCACGUGUUAUCGGACUUUUACCAAGACUCAAUCAAUGUUAGUUGUAAAUAACUUUUCCAACCCAGAUAAAAAUAUCUAUUCUGUGCUGUAUGAAGGUAAAAGUCAUCGUUGAAGAAUUUAGUUUUAUUGCUUCACUUCGAAACUUAGAUUUUAAAUUUUACAAAACCUAAUUGUGACACUUAUUCAACUGUAAUGCAAUGGCUUGAAACCUACAAUAUUAUUUUAACCUGCAGUGUUUUAUGCAAAAUUGUAUGCUCGAUUCUACAAAUUGCUUGUAUUACACCGAACAUCAUUCCUUUUCUUCCUUCUUGCCAUAAUCAAGCAUCCGAAAAUAGGCCCUGCAUGCUUUUUGGGAAAAAAAAAAAAAAAAAAAAAAGGUUCAAA